GUACCUGGAUACUCGGCGUCAUCCGAGGAUCUCGUCGCCGAGGUCCUAAGAAAUGUACAAAAAGUCCCGACUCAGGAGGCGGAGAAGUGCCCCUGGGGUGGCCCCGACAUCGUCGACUCGCCCGAUCGAGGCAAUGCUGAAGGAAGCCAUAUGAGGACUAAGCCGUUGUCAGGUGCUGUACUGUCGGCAACUGCCUCUAACCCUUUAUACCUCACCUUGGUCGUUCCCUCGUUGCCCGUCAUGAAAACCAUCCAGUCUCUACUUAUAGCGACCAUCUUCGCUUUUGAUCCAACAGUACUUGCCGAAUGUAACAAGAACGGCAUGACAGGCGAAUACGACGUUAACAACAACACCCCAGUCGACUUGAGAAUCGUGUGCGCUCAGCUAUCGGGCAGCUAUGUAAAGAAUGAAUUCCGCCGAAUCUGCAUCAUGGAUACGAAGGGUAGAAAGUGGGAUUUUGAGCUUUCGUAUAUCGGGAAUGGUGACCAACGCGACAUCGAUAUAGAAGAAUGCUAUAGCGGCAUGAAGGCAGAGGCCGGCUGCGAGCGCGGCGGCCGGAGGAAGUAUUGGAAUUGGGAAUACUCAUUUCUGACCAUGGAGACUUUCCAGGGCGGAUCCAAACGUCGGGCAAUGUGUGAAUAUGCACCCGUCGACGGGUCAGGUCAAACUGGCUGGGUGGUGGAGUGGUCUACGGUCAAUAAUCAAAUUACGCCCAAAGCCUACUCGACGACAGGCUACGAGUUCGAGUUCGAUUCCCAGUGUGAGCACCAAGAGAUGUAG
Messenger RNA from Colletotrichum costaricense, 780 nucleotides. RefSeq lists its product as uncharacterized. The annotation marks the transcript as partial. Lineage: Eukaryota; Fungi; Ascomycota; Sordariomycetes; Glomerellales; Glomerellaceae. The record is from RefSeq and is a predicted model, not a curated record. The transcript is spliced from 6 exons.